AUGGCUACCGAAGAGUUCAGGACGCCUCACCGGCCCCGGUAUCGCGUCACCAAACCGCAGAAUCGCGGAGAACGAUCCCAGCCCUGGACAGCCUCCCGAUGCCAACGGCUGCUUCGCCCUUUGCUUUCGCGCAUCGCACUUCUCAGGAGAGACCUUGCUUUGCUGUCAAGUCAAAGAUCUGUCACUACCCCGGCACAGGAAGACAAUUCAGGAAAGCGUCGAACUGAAGACUGUGCAUGGCUGCUUCCGCGCAAGAGAUUGCGUCACACGUAUUCUCAAAAAUGUGCCGACACUUCUGUGAUUGAUUCCGUGGCUGCAGAGAGCUCGAGAUUCAAGGCAGCUAAGGAUCUCCAGCGAGACAGCUCAGCGGUUAACUCUGUCAGUUACACUCCGCUUCUGCGCCGGGCUAGGGGUCAUCUUUCAUCCUCCCCAAUCCAAGAGCCAGAACACAUCCCACAACACCAGUCCGCAGGGAGGAAAAAGGUUCUUGGAUCUCAAGCCCAUCUUGAGGAUCGCCUCUCCCUACUGCGAUCGCAGUUGUCUCAAGCCAGGUAUUCGGACCUGGAGGCAAUCUAUCGUAGCUUGGAGGCUCUACUUACUGCAACAAGUCGCCAGCCCAGGAGAAAGGGCGCCUCAUCGCUGCUUGAUAUGUGCUUAAGGAAGGUGCCUCAAUACAUCUCGGGGGUUGAGGCAUGGGAAGUGUACGAGGCAGAAAAGACCGGGACCAAAUCAAGUUCGACUGCAUCUGACGUCUCCUCUCGGGUUUACACUGAGCUUGAAGAACUAGGGGCGUCUGAUAGCGGAUGGCAACACCUGAGGACUGUCGUAGAAACGGAUGCUGUGAGUGUGAUCAGGGACGCCAUGGCCGAGGGACUGUUCCCUGACGACUUCUCAAUGCUGCUGCUCGACCUCUGCGCAUGCUACGGUAUUGGGAACCCACUGAGUGAUGCUAUGCAAACCUUUCUUGCUCGCCAAUACCCCGGGCCCUCCAGCUCUGGCUCAGACUUCUCUGAGGAUACAAAGCUUCAACCACUAAGAUUUCUUCGAGAGUUAUCCCAAGACAGAGGCCGCAAGUCUCUCUUGCUCCAGCAAUGUUCUCAGUUGUUAUUGCAGGGGCUUCUGCCCUCUACAUGGCUAGUGACGGGAGAACUGCAGCAGCUUUGCGGCCUGGCAUAUCAAAUGCUAACGCGGGAGGAGGUUGCACUUGAUGCUGUCGAUUUCCUGGCCACCUCAACAGUCCUACUAUGCAGACAUCAGCGGUCUAAGAAAGGACAGGAUGUUAAAUAUGAGAUGGUGCUUGCUUGUCAGAGGACAUUGCUGGAAUUGCUGUCCACUUUAUCCGCGAUGCGGCGACUAGCCGAGGACGCACUACAAGACAGCGAAAGCUCACCUUCAGCAGUUAGUAAGGCAAACUAUAUCAGCAGAAGCCUGGGUUUCACUUUCCAAGCUUGUCUAGCCGAGAUAGACUCCUGGAAAGGAAGAAGAGGCAAGCCGAGAGAUCUCCUACGUUUGGCCACUUUCCUGUCCUCGGACAUGGCACAAGACAGCCGCACCGACACCUCUGUAAUGAACGCUGUUACGUCCGCCUACGAGAGCAAGAAAAAUCAGGCUGCCCCCAAAGGCGCUUCUGCACCAUCAAUCUACGACAACAUGAUUUCGCUUGUAUCAUCAAUUGCGAAAACGUGCGGACGGGUCGCCGGUCAAUCCUCACGAGAGUAUCUUGCUAGAUUUGCCCAACAAUUAGGACGAGUAGGGCUACAAGAGCAGAUACUUGAAGGCAUACUCAAGGCGGGCGCAUUUUCCCUUGCGCAGCAGACCAAAAACGUCCGAGAUCUCAUCUUCGCUGAACAGUUGGUCUCAUCAACCUUGGGCCCGGACAACGAGCAGCAAGGCAAACCACAGCAACAGUCACUAUUCGAGGGCUACCGAUGGGAUGAGACAAUCAGCGAAUGGGUGACGGUCAGCCCCGUGGUGCAAAGGUCACAGGUUGCAGAGCAAGCUCACAGACCAUUCACUGGCAGAAAGGCGACUCGGAGACGGACCUCGGUGCAGCCUCUAUACCCCGAGCCGCGAACCCCGACAAAGUCAACACCUUCGACGUCUAUUGUCGCAGACUCGCCAACAGCUCCAGAAUCUGGCAGAUAUGCGGGCAGUGAAACAUCAAGACGAGGGCUAAGGGCCGAACCAAACGGCAAAGCCGGGAGGCAAGGGGGUUCACGAUGCAACGAAUGUGAAGCAAGAAUUCCCGAUUGCCUCUCCGGCAGAAGUUGCGGUAGAUGCAACAACGAGUCCGCCAAGAGGGGUGUUCAUGAUGAGCUGGGCCAUGACAAUGAUGACGACAACAAAGAGAACCGGGAGCAGGUACGGCGGAAGCGAUACAGUGACGUGCCAAGAUCAGUCCAGCCCGGUACGAAGCGGCGCAUUCGUCUGUCCGGCGGCGGUGCUCACAGCGACGACGAGCUUGGGAUAUAG
Molecule: messenger RNA, 2472 nt
Organism: Neoarthrinium moseri
Lineage: Eukaryota; Fungi; Ascomycota; Sordariomycetes; Amphisphaeriales; Apiosporaceae
Exons: 1
Coding region: 1-2472 (823 amino acids)
Source: RefSeq, a predicted model, not a curated record